This is a messenger RNA of Cinara cedri, 3473 nucleotides long. Lineage: Eukaryota; Metazoa; Arthropoda; Insecta; Hemiptera; Aphididae. The record is from the annotation of a GenBank genome assembly.
GUUGUUCAUUAUUAUUAUUUAUUUGUCAAUACUUUUAGUGGUGACUUUCUGUUAGCAUUUGUUCUUAGUAUUUAAAAUAAAUUAGGAUUAAAUUACAAUUGUAAUUAGUGUCUAGUACCUAGGUAGUGUCUUAAGUUUAUACAAAUGAGUAUUAUGAAUCAACUAUUCCCAGCUAAUCACAAAACCAUAUUUGUGGUGGAUCAUACUCCAUACUUUGGGUUGGCUAGUAAUGCAUACAUUAAAAUGGACUUCACAAAACGACCAUCUGGGACCAUACCUCCUGUACCCGUAUUCAAGACAAUGUGGACAUGUAGCAUUGAAGCCGUGGUUGAAUACUGUCGUAUUGUCUGGGAUUUAUUCCCAGAGGGUAAACUUAUACGUGUUAUAAGUAGUGACUUACAACCACGAAACUUGAAUAGCUGGGCAACGAGUCAUCAAAACGUUAAUUAUAUGCUUCAUCAUUUAUCAUUGUUAGGACCGCCUUCCAAACUUGUACCUAAUUCUAGCCGAGACCAUAGUAUCAUACAUGGAUUUCGUAGUGCUGCCGAAGCAAUGACUGAAUGUUCAGCGGCACAAGUGGAACAGGGAUCUAAGAAAAAUAAUAUAGAAGUUCAAAACAAGUAAUACAUUUUAAUAUUUUAUUUUGUCUUAAGAAUAUGUACCUAUAUAAAAUAAUAGAUUAUUUAUACUGUUAUACAUUUUUUAAAUUAAAUAUCAAAACCAACAGGUUAUUAAUAAUUUAUAUAUAUAUAUAUAUUUGAAGAAUAUUAAAAAGUGUAUAGUAUAUGUAUACUGAAUGAAUAUAAUAAUAUAAAGAUUUACCUGUAGAAUAUAUUAUAAAAAUGUAUUUGAAAUUUUGUAAUAUUAUAGAUACUUAAAACCCACUAGUUAAAAUGUUUUUUUAAAAAAUAUAAUAUUAUUUAACAAAAAAAAACAUCUAAAAUAUAGGAGACAGUUUAGUUGUUGUAAUAUUUCUUUUUAAUAAACAUUAGAUAUUAAAUAUAAUUUUAAUAUGUAAGAUUAUAUUAAUUUAGGCUGUAUUUUAUCGAAAUUGGAAUCUACUUAUUAAAAUGUGUUAGUGUUGUUUACUUGUAGGUACUGCAGGGAAUCUAUGUUACAAUGUACUAUGAAAUAAUGAUUUUAAAUGCACACAGUAGGUACCUAAACAUUUAAUUUAUAACUUAAAAAAUUCCAAUAAAUGCACUACAAUGUAAAGGUAUUUACCUAGUAAAUUUACCUGUUUACCUAUUUAAUAGUUUUCUCAAUAUAUCAGUUGGUUAAUUUUUUUAUAUAGAUACCUGUUUACAAGCAUUUUUAAAAAUAAAUUACAUAAUUUCAAUAGAUUGCAAACAACGCAAUCACUCUAUUUAUAUUCUAUAUACAUAAUAAUUAUCUAGUAAAAUUGUUAUUAUUUGCCUUAAACGUUUUUAAGUUUCUACUAUUUUUAAAUUUGCAUACAUAGAUGCUUGUUUAUUAUUAAAAUUAAUGUUAUUUUGUGUUUAUUUCAGGGCCAGAACAAUAAUUCUUACAUCAGCUAGAGAUAAUGCAUCUAUCGAUAACCUCACAUCCAUGUUUAACAGUGAAUUAAACAAAGUGAACAAAUAUGUGACUCCGCCCAAUCAAAUGUGUGUCCAUCACUGCCAUUUGGUAAUCAUUAAUACAUAUCCAGAUUCUAUUACGAGCGAAGUCAUUGAUCGAUCUGUUCAUACAAUAUCACCAAUUUUAGAUUUGGAAGUUCAUUCAAUUCCUGCAUCAAAAAUUGGUUCUAAGGUAGCAAAUCUUUUACUUAAACACUACAAUCUGGGUAGUACUACAGUUACGGGUAUUCCCAUGAAAGAAGAACAAAACGCGAGUUCAUCAGCCAAUUAUGAUGUAGAGAUAUAUCAUGCAGCUACUGCACAUACAACAAUUUUAAAUGCAAAUGAAUCUGAUGCUAAAGCGGUAGUUGCAAAAAAAGAAGGAGCUGACUACAAGACAAUUAAAUUAAAAUGGUGUACCCCUAGGGCAAAUAACAAUUUACCAGAUAUUCACAGUUGUACGACGUUACAUAGAAUCACACCAGUCGAUAUAAACAGUAGACCCAGUGCUUGUUUGAUUACUUUUUUAUUAAAUGGUCGAUCAGUUUUACUUGAAAUGAUCAAACAGGGAGGUGGAAAAAGUAUGUCUCACGUCCUAAAAUCGUACAACGGUGAAAUAUUCAUCCACACAGUGUCAUCUGGUCGUACUAUACUUGAAGAUCCCCCAUCGAUAAGUGAAGGUCCGGGAGGAAAAGUAACACAGUAUAGAGUAGCAGAUUUUGGAAGUUUUAUGAAAUUAAAUUCACUACAGCCGGGAAGAAAAAGAUCAAUAGAGGAUAAAAACGGUAUUGAUGAUGCAAAAGAAAGAUUAAAAAAACAAAGUGCAUAUUGGCCACUAACAACAUCUUCUACUAUAAUAUAUAAUUUAAAACAAUUUAUGGAACCAAUGUUGUCGAUAAUGGUUAAAGAUAAUAUCUCCGAUCAAGAAGUUCUGAAUUGUAAACAAUGUAUUUAUGCGUUGGUAACGGCCGAAUCAAAAAAUGAACACCUUAUUAUGCCCAGUUCUUCGAAUCCUCGAAAAAUAAUAAAAAAGGAUGACCAAUAUAAAUCAAUGUGGGCUGAAUUAGAAACAUUCUUAAAAUCUAACUUAUACACGGAGAACCACUGUAAGGUAUUACAGUGUUUGUUUGAAUGUCGUGGUAAACCUGAUGAAGAAAAGAUUAUUGAAAAAACAUUAAUGCGUUUCAAGAAAUCUCUAGUCGACAGGCCUAGUGUGAUACGUGCUACAACAGACUCGCCUAUGUCUCCACCUUUAACCCAGCAAACAGGAAUUAAACAUUUAGUUCCACAAAAUAAUGCUAACACGGAUCCAAAUAGUGUUAUAUAUUUAAAAUUUAUUAAGGAACACGAAAACUAUAAAUUAAACCAACCCCCACGAAUACAGUUUGCAGGUAGAUUAAAGGCAGUUCAAAUGAGAAAUGGUAAUUUAAUGACAAAACUUUACCAACAUAUAGCUGAGGAAUCUGACAGUAAAAAUUUAAAAUAAUACUCAAAACUGUUUCAAUUUUGAUCUCUUAGAUUACGUGUAUAUUUUGGUAAUUGUAUUACAUUUUGUUUUAUUAGAAUAGAAUAUUAAUAUAUUUGUAGAAAAUGUUCUCAUUAAAUGUUAAUAAAUAUAAUUUUUAUUGUAAUAAUUUCUACAGAAUGGUUUACCAUAAAAAAAGUAGGUACCAAACAAACAAUACAAAAUUUUAUUAUUUAUUAUUUCAAUAAUAUUAUUAAAAUUUUGUUUUGUUUUUGUUUUGCUUUUUCUAUAAAUGUGAUAAUUUAUUGAACUUUUUUAGUUUUAGAGAUAAUUACUUCUAAAAAUGACUACAAGUUGUAUUAUUAUUUUUAACUGAUAAAUUUGUUUAAUACUGAGAAUAUUCUAAAUGCUAAUACAAUUGAACUCUGGUU